GUUCCCCAGUUUUAAGUUGUCCUCGCACGCUCCGAUCGACUGCUCUAAAAAUAUCUCCUCUUCCACCUCCCAGGAGAGGAACGAGAUGGCGGCCGGGAGAGAGUACACGUCGGGCCGCUUGGAGCAGCUCAUGAGCGGCGGCAGAGAUUGGAGGACGCCGGGUUUAGUCCAGGUCAUCCUCGGCGUGGUGGGGCCGUCGCAGGAGGUGGCCGGGGAGGAACCGUCGCCGCCGGACAGGAUCGUGCUGGUGAACCCCGUGACCCAGGGUAUGGUGGUGCUGCAGGGGGACCCCGAUUUGAUGGCGGAGAUUUUGUCCGAGAGGAGCGUGGGAGAUGGCGGUCGCGGCGCUGGGGGCCCGCCGCCGGCGUCCAAGCCGUCGAUCGAGGCGAUGAGGACGGUAGAUGUGGGGGAGGGGGAAGGGGUGCGGCAGGAAGAAUGCCCGGUGUGCUUGGACGGACUAGGGGAAGUAGGGAAGGAAGAGUCGGCGGCGGUGGUGAGGGAGAUGCCGUGCGGGCAUCGGUUCCACGAGGGUUGCAUCGUGAAGUGGCUGGGGAUGCACGGGUCGUGCCCGGUGUGCCGCUUCUGGAUGCCGCCGGAGGAGGGCGUAGAUCCAAAGAAAGGCGACGGCGAGGGGGACGGGGUCGAAAACGAGGAGCAGAGGAGGAGGAGGAUAAGAGGGAUGUGGCUUACCAUCGUCUACAGACGAGGCAGAGGUGAAGUAAGCGAUCAAGCGUCGCAAUCGCCGGGAGAAGAAGACGGUGGAGGAGGAUAUAGUGGCGGCGAUGCUGCCGCUGUUUCUGCCGAAACCGACGGUGGCAUCGAACGAGUGGCUCAAUAAAACUGAUCUCUGUUUUUUUCUCAUUUCUCUUUUUUGUUUUUUUUAUUAUUGUGUGUUUUUAAAUAAAAAUGAUGAAAUAAAGACGACUAAAAAUUUUUGUAUAA
This is a messenger RNA of Musa acuminata AAA Group (dessert banana), 942 nucleotides long. RefSeq names its product E3 ubiquitin-protein ligase MPSR1-like. Gene Ontology annotation, biological process: protein ubiquitination. Gene Ontology annotation, molecular function: ubiquitin protein ligase activity. The record is from RefSeq and is a predicted model, not a curated record. Bases 86 to 838 code for a protein of 250 amino acids. The transcript has a single exon. Lineage: Eukaryota; Viridiplantae; Streptophyta; Magnoliopsida; Zingiberales; Musaceae. Gene Ontology annotation, cellular component: cytoplasm.